UCGUCAUUUGAGCCGGUAUCCCCGUUGUAACCCUUCACGGCACCUGACUCAUGUACAUCUUACAGCUGUAGGACAAAAGACCUUGGGUAUUUCGUCGGAUUGUGGAUGAUUGUUGCAUCACUUGGUUACUUUCAAAAAUACAUAAACGAAAGUUGCUACCUUAGGAGACAGGACUAAGCACAACCAAGCUUCGAAAAGAAGGGAUGACUGCAACGUUGUGUUCUAUGCGGCCACAGUAAUCAGAGAAAGCGAUCUAUUUAAAGCCCCAUAGACUGGCAGCUGGUCUUGUCAAACCUUGUUCUCGACCAUCAGGGAUCUUCACUGUUUUACAGCUCCGUCGAACACCAUCAUGGUCGGAUCGUGCUGCGGUCUCAGAUUCUGACUAUGGGAGCGGCGGAUAAGCCGUCAUCGUGCCAUCGUCCCAUUCUGUCAUCCUGCCCGCACCUUGCGCGGACGACUGCAUACCGUAUAAGCAGCCUCAUCUUUUGCUGUCUUGCUUGUUGCAUUGGAGUCAACUGUCUCCUUAAAAGGGAGGCUUGGACAAAAAUAUGUACUGUCGGUAACUGCUUCUAGAACUAUAGAGUCUAUCGCCC
Messenger RNA from Colletotrichum destructivum, 593 nucleotides. RefSeq lists its product as uncharacterized. The coding region runs from base 385 to 573 and encodes 62 amino acids. The transcript has a single exon. The record is from RefSeq and is a predicted model, not a curated record. NCBI's taxonomy places the organism in Eukaryota, Fungi, Ascomycota, Sordariomycetes, Glomerellales, Glomerellaceae.